Messenger RNA from Pseudopodoces humilis (Tibetan ground-tit), 1774 nucleotides. NCBI's taxonomy places the organism in Eukaryota, Metazoa, Chordata, Aves, Passeriformes, Paridae. The record is from RefSeq and is a predicted model, not a curated record.
GCCGGUGCCGGUGCCGGUGCCGGUUCCGCUGCCAUGCGGCCCUGGGCGCUGCUGCUGCUGCUGGGCGCGCUCCGGACCGGCGGAGCCCCGGCCCGCAAUGUGCUGCUGCUCCUGGCCGAUGACGCCGGCUUUGAGAGCGGCGCCUACAACAACUCGGCCAUCCGGACCCCCAACCUGGACGCUCUGGCCCGGCGCGGUUUGGUCUUCCAGAACGCCUUCACCUCCGUGAGCAGCUGCUCCCCGAGCCGGGCCAGCAUCCUCACCGGCUUACCCCAGCACCAGAACGGGAUGUACGGGCUGCACCAGGACGUGCAUCACUUCAACUCCUUCGACGGCGUGAGGAGCCUGCCCCAGGUGCUCAGCCAGGCAGGCGUCCGGACAGGGAUAAUUGGGAAGAAGCACGUGGGGCCCGAGGCUGUGUACCCCUUUGACUUCGCCUACACAGAGGAGAACAGUUCGGUCCUGCAGGUUGGGAGAAACAUCACCCGGAUCAAGGCGCUCGUCCGGCGGUUCCUGCAGAGCCAGGACGAGAGGCCUUUCUUCCUCUAUGUUGCCUUCCACGACCCCCACCGCUGCGGGCACUCCCAGCCCCAAUACGGGGCCUUCUGUGAGAAGUUUGGCAAUGGUGAGAGCGGCAUGGGCUGGAUCCCUGACUGGAAACCACAGAUUUACCACCCAGAACAAGUGCAGGUCCCUGCCUUUGUCCCGGACACGCCGGCUGCCCGGGCAGACCUGGCUGCGCAGUACACGACCAUCGGGCGCAUGGACCAAGGGAUCGGGCUGGUGCUGCAGGAGCUGCGCCACGCCGGCUUCCUCAACAGCACCCUGGUGAUCUACACCUCCGACAACGGCAUCCCCUUCCCCGGCGGCAGGACCAACCUGUACCGCUCGGGCAGCGCCGAGCCGCUGCUCCUCUCCUCCCCCGAGCACCCCCAGCGCUGGGGACAGGUCAGCCCGGCCUUCGCCACCCUCCUGGACCUGACACCGACCAUUCUGGACUGGUUCUCCAUCCCCUACCCUGCUUACAGCAUCUUUGGCUCAAGGCAGGUGCAGCUCACUGGGAAGUCUCUCCUGCCAGCCCUGGAGUCGGAGCAGCCCUGGGCCACCGCCUUCAGCAGCCAGAGCCACCACGAGGUGACCAUGUACUACCCCAUGCGGGCCGUGCAGCACCGGCAGUUCCGCCUCAUCCACAACCUCAACUACAAGAUGCCCUUCCCCAUUGACCAGGACUUGUACGUCUCGCCCACCUUCCAAGACCUGCUCAAGCGCAGCAGGGCGGGGCAGCCGACGCACUGGAACAAGAGCCUGCACCGGUACUACUACCGGGAGCGCUGGGAGCUGUUCGACUGCAGCCGUGACCCCAGCGAGAGCCAGAACCUGGCCCCCGACCCCCGCUACGCCGACCUCUUCCAGCUGCUCCGUGCGCGGCUCCUGAAGUGGCAGUGGGACACGGGGGACCCCUGGGUGUGCGCCCCCGACGCCGUCCUGGAGGAGAAACUGAGCCCGCAGUGCCGGCCGCUGCACAACGAGCUGUGAGUGCCACCUGUGCCUGGGACAGUCCUGUGCUCCCGUGGGGUGCCAGCGCUCGGGGCGGUGUCACGGGUGAGCUGGUCCCAAACCCCGGGUGACACCGCGAGGCUCUGCCCCCUGUGCUGCCAACACCGCCCGGCCCCAGAGCACCGAGGAAUUCCCGGGGCCUUGACUGUCAGCCAGAGGAGCCAAAGGGCCGAGCUGCCCCUCAAUAAAGCCUCUGGAGGAUGAGGUUCCCUUUGCA